AUGCCUUCCAAUACUGCAGCUUGGUUGGAAAAAGUGGGAGCUAUCCCUCUCGACGUCAAAUCCGCUCCAUACACUUCCCCAACCGAGCAUCAAAUUGUCAUCAAGUCCAAAGCCGUAGCAAUAAACCCCGCGGACUGGGCCAUCCAAGUUAAAGGCAACAUCUUAUUCCCCUGGCUCGCCUACCCCUACAUCGGCGGCAGCGACGUCGCCGGCGAAGUAUACGAAAUCGGUAGCAGUGUGACGCGUUUCAAAGUCGGUGAUCGGGUUAUUGGUCUGGCUCUCUGUCUCUCUGGCGGCUCGGAGGGCGCCUUCCAGGAGUAUACGGUUCUGAGAGAUCAUAUGACUUCCCAUAUUCCACAGGGCAUGUCGUAUGAAAGCGCUUCUGCUAUUCCGCUUGGCUUGUCUACCGCGGCUUCUGGGCUGUUUCAAAAGGGCUUGCUGGGGCUUCAACUCCCCUCGAUCUCUCCAAAGCCCACGGGCAAGUCUCUGCUCAUCUGGGGUGGAUCGACCAGCGUUGGAUGCAAUGCAAUUCAGCUCGCCGUUGGAGCAGGCUACGAGGUCAUCACGACUUGCUCGCCAAAGAACUUCGCCUACGUCAAAACCCUCGGCGCAAGCCAAGCAUUCGACUACAACAGCCCGACCAUCAUCCCCGACCUAAUCAGCGCCUUCGCCGUCACCAAAAAACCCCUCGCGGGCGCCCUCGCCAUCGCCGCCAAAGCCCCCGCAAAGACCUUGGACAAAGACCCUGCCAUGGCCUGCGUCGCAGUAGUGGCUGCAUCUGACGGUGCUAACAAAUUCGUAGCGUGUGCUACGUUUCCACCCGCUGAGGACGAGCUACCUGAGGGCGUCAGCGCCAAGUUUUGCAUGGCGGGUAGUAUUAAGGAUGAUGAGGUUGGACCGGCUAUGUUUGUGGAUUUCCUACCCAAGGCGUUGGAGGAGGGGAGCUUUGUUGCGGCUCCGGAGGCGGAGGUUUUUGGGAAGGGGCUGGAGAGUAUUCAGGGUGCGUUUGACGUGCAGAUGAAGGGCGUUUCUGCGAAGAAGAUUGUUGUAUCUUUGUAG
Molecule: messenger RNA, 1059 nt
Organism: Lachnellula hyalina
Lineage: Eukaryota; Fungi; Ascomycota; Leotiomycetes; Helotiales; Lachnaceae
Product: Dehydrogenase
Exons: 3
Coding region: 1-1059 (352 amino acids)
Molecular function (GO): oxidoreductase activity, acting on NAD(P)H
Source: RefSeq, a predicted model, not a curated record